AUGUCUUCCUCAUCGCAUGAUAGUAGCACCAUAACGCCGGCGCUAGACCAGCUGCAGCCUCUGGAGCUAGACAACUACAUAGUCGCCAUAGGUCCAGGUCACGAGCAGUUUACUGGCACUCCCAGGGGUUAUAACGUCACGCACCUACCGCUUACUAUAUCCAGCGCGAUUGCUUCAGGUUACAUCAAGAAGAUCACAUGGGCUUCGUAUGGCUGCAAGGCCGAGUCCUGGUUCUUCGCCUUUGAGCUGGCAGAUGGAAACCCCAGUUUCGAACAUGGCGACGACAUCCCGCCUGCCUUGGUUUCAUUCAUCAGAAGUCUUCGAGGCUCCCAAGUCUUACUUGCUGCAUUGCGCGUACAGCUUGGAGCCAAUGAUUCCUUCGUGGCAUGGUCUAAGUCAGCCUGGGCUUGCGCAAACGUUCCCCCUCAGCUCCGAGCCAAAUUGCGUGAAGGUAGUUCUGCUUCUCUCGAGGGCGUCAUCACCAAGGGUUCGUUGAGGAACGGCACACUAGACAACGUCCAGUGGCACGCCAACGGAUCUUUCUACAUCAAGAGCAGACACCUUCAUCUGGUGAAUUUCCAGUCGAAGCUCAUGGAUUCGAAGUGGAAUGAGCUAUGGGAAGGUCUCACACGAAGCGAGCGGAUACGCAAGAUCAAUGGAGAACUUGCCUACGUGGCUAUCAACUCAUAUUCACGACAAGGAGAGACUUUUGUUUUCAUCAAGAAGCAGGUACAAGGCAAAGAGCCUCCCUUCAUCGUGAGCUUUGAAGGAGAGCCCGUGCACUCCAACCUGGCCAUCGGCACUCAGGCUACGGCUGAUCCAGUCACCGCUAGCAAGGGCCCUCACUCAGCUCAGCGCAACCGGCAGGCAUUCCCACUACCAAAAGAGACUUCUCUCCCAGACCGACGUAUCCAACAUGUUCCCCAGCAGCCAAAGGAGGACGUUCCUUUCCAGUGGGCAACCAGCAAGAAGUCAGGCCAACCUCACGCAAGUGACGGAUGGGAACUAAAGCUGACCAAGGGCAAGAAGGUCAAAGUGAUACGGGACAUGGGGCGUAGUUGGUUUCUGGUGAUUGGUGAACAAGGCCAACAGGGUUAUGUGCACGGCUCCUGGCUUGACUUUGGCGACGGAAAAGUGCACCAUGAUUCCAAGGCCGCUUACACGAAGUUCGGACAAGAUGUGGAGCUGCUGCAGCUAGUACCUGGUAGGCUGGUCAAGUUCCCCAACAUGGCCAGCUACGUAGACGAGUGUACACAGCCGGGAUGUCAACGACUUAAAGAGGACAACACCAAGUUGGGUAUCUGCAUCCACGACCUGGGAGAAUUGUUAAAGGCCUCGGAUAAGUAUUCCUACGAAUGGCUAAGGGAGGGGCGCAAUGUCUGGCACCCGGACAGGUUUGCCCGCUUUUGCCAUGCAGAGCAUGUGGACGAGAUGAAGCCUAUGGCAGAGCAGAUGUUCGUCAUGUACACCAAGCUCAUGGAUGUCUACAAGGUUUAG
Messenger RNA from Pyrenophora tritici-repentis Pt-1C-BFP, 1497 nucleotides. RefSeq lists its product as uncharacterized. Gene Ontology annotation, molecular function: protein binding. NCBI's taxonomy places the organism in Eukaryota, Fungi, Ascomycota, Dothideomycetes, Pleosporales, Pleosporaceae. The record is from RefSeq and is a predicted model, not a curated record.